Cercocebus atys (sooty mangabey) is the source of this 1095-nucleotide messenger RNA. RefSeq lists its product as uncharacterized. The transcript has 4 exons. Bases 1 to 978 code for a protein of 325 amino acids. Lineage: Eukaryota; Metazoa; Chordata; Mammalia; Primates; Cercopithecidae. The record is from RefSeq and is a predicted model, not a curated record.
AUGCAUCACCAGCUGUCCCCUCUGUUUCCCCUGACUGCCCCAGCUCAAUGGGGACAGGAAGAAGCACCUUGUCAAGUACCUUCCUUGAACCCCGGGUUUGCGUGGGCUGCUGGCACAGAAGUUCACAAGGGGCCCAAAUGUGACAGGGAGAGCUAUCAGAAGGCAGGAGAUGACUUCUUGCCAGGGAGCAAGCCAGGACAAGAAGAGAGGCGCCGUGAAGCCUGCGUUCCCUCCCGCACGCGGCUGGCCUCGGUGGCCACCCGGGGAGCCCAGCAAGGAAGGCCCAGGGUUCGGGAGGCGGGUCCUGCACUGCGACGCAGCCUCGUCCAGGUGGCCGCGGGGGCCGCAGGCCUGGGGAGCAGGGUGCAGCACACCUGCCGCCGGCUUGCAGUAGAGGCGAGAGCGGGGCGCCGGGAUGCUGGCGUCCAAUUUAACCACGAGGGCGCACGGGACGGAGGCCGGGGGUCCCGCUUUUCCGUCAGAGUUCGCGUCCCGGGAGCCCGGGGCUGCGCGUGCCCGCCCCGCAUCCCCGCUUCGCCCCGCGACCGCGCGCGCCUCCUCGUCCUCCCCCGCGCCUUUGUCUCCGUUUCCUCCUUUCCCUCCUCUUUUGUGUCCGGCCAGACUCAGCCCCAGAAACCAGCCACCUUGCCGCGUCCGACUGCCAGGGACCCCGCACGCCGCGAGAAACCCAACACACAGCUAUUCUGUCAGGCUGCUGAGAAAAGGCUGCUAUUGCGCAGUUGCAGCCCUGCUAAGGAAAUGAGGCGGAAAGGUGGACGCACCUGCCUGGAGUGGUUGAAGGAAGGCAGUGAACAUCCACGCUCCUGGGGUUGGUUUUCCUGGGCCUCUGCCCCUGUGCUGCUCACUGGGGCAGCCACUGACCACAAGAGGCUGCUGAGUGCUUGCAGUGUGGCCAGGCCAGACCAGGAUGUUCUCCAAGUGGGAAAUACACACUCCAUUGUAAAGAAGACUGUAUGAAAAAAAGAAUGUGAACUGGCUCAUUCAUCCUUUAAAAACAUUGGUUGCAUAUUGAAAUGAUAAUAUUUUGGGUAUAUGGGGUGAAAUAAAGUAUCAUGAAUUAAUUUUUUUUUUAAA